This is a messenger RNA of Dendronephthya gigantea, 4050 nucleotides long. RefSeq lists its product as uncharacterized. The coding region runs from base 1 to 4050 and encodes 1349 amino acids. The record is from RefSeq and is a predicted model, not a curated record. The transcript has a single exon. Gene Ontology annotation, molecular function: nucleic acid binding; aspartic-type endopeptidase activity. Gene Ontology annotation, biological process: proteolysis; DNA integration. NCBI's taxonomy places the organism in Eukaryota, Metazoa, Cnidaria, Anthozoa, Malacalcyonacea, Nephtheidae.
AUGUAUACAGUGGCUGCCAACAUCAAAGACGAUGCACAGAAACGCGCAGUGUUACUGUAUGUAGCGGGUCCAUCGGUUCACAAAAUAUUCAAAACACUACAAAACACAGGAACGGAUUUCAAAACGGCGCUCGAGAAACUCGACGAAUAUUUCCAGCCUCAAAAGAACGUUAUUUAUGAACGGUAUGUUUUCAAACAAACACACCCAAGUCCAGGUGAGUCGAUAGAUAGUUUUAUCACUCGUUUACGUACGUUGGCCGAGACAUGUGAAUUCGAAAGCACGGACAAUGAAAUACGCGAUCAAUUUGUUAUGACAUGUUCGUCUCACGGUUUUCGUACAAAGCUUUUACGCGAGAAGGAUUUGACAUUAGCAAAACUCAUAACUCUGGCGAGAGCGAAAGAAUUAGCAGAAAAACAAGCCUCCAAUAUCUCGGGACAACACAGCUCUCAAAACGGUGACAAUCGUGUAAACAAAUUGGAAAAUAGAGAGGCUAAAUCGGGAGGCGAACAAGGAAAAUAUGUGCCAAAAUGUCGAAAUUGCGGCAAUGAUUUCAAACGUGGUCACAAAGAGGUUUGUCCAGCCAAGGGCAAGACCUGUCGAGCAUGUGGCAAGCCUAACCAUUUCGCCAAAGUGUGUAGGGGUAAAAAGAAUAUCAGAAACCCUCAUGGGAAAGAUAACAACAAAGAAUUGGAAGAAUCGGUUAAAUUAGCACAACAACAACACCUCAAAGAACACAAUGUGCAAAGCCCAAGUUCGUCAGACGAUGAAUAUACUUUUGCUGUGUCCUCACCAGCAAAAGCGACCAGCACCAAAAUACAAAUAAAUGGGACUCCGAUCGAAGUAACUAUUGAUUCGGGAGCCACAACCAACAUUCUCGAUAGUGUGGCGUUCUCUUGCAUUCAGAAGCGAAAUAAACAUGUACAAUUAGAACCAACUCAAACAAAAAUAUAUGCGUACAAUGCCGUUCAGCCCUUACCGCUGGUAGGAAAGUGUUGUUUCGCAGUUGAGUCAAAUCGCAAGCGUGUAAUAACCACAUUUUAUGUUGUCAAGGGUAAAGCAGGAUCACUACUCGGUAACGAAACGGCUGCGGAGUUAGGUAUUUUAAAAAUAAACGUGAACGAAAUUCGUAAAGUGAGGCAAAGUGAAACAAACACUUCUCGGAUUCAAAGCAAACAAACAACAGGAAGUCAGAGUAAAAUCGAAAGCGGAAGUCCGAGAAACGGAAGUCGCGCGAACAGUCAGAAUACAUUAGGAAAACGCGAAAUUAAUGAGAACAUCAAUACGAGAAACAUUGAUAAAAACACACAGAAAAUUUUGGAUAAAUUUCCGGAGCUCUGUAAUGGUAUCGGGUGUCUAACAGAGUAUGAGCAGUCAUUGCAUGUUGAUCAUACAGUCACUCCAGUUGCACAACGACCUCGGAGAAUCCCAUUCCAUUUACGAAAGCAAGUUUCCAACAAACUUGAUGAGUUACAGAAAAUGGACAUUAUUGAACCAGCAGAAGGACCUACGUCAUGGGUAUCCCCAAUAGUCGCUGCCCCAAAACCACACAACUCAGCCGAAAUCAGAUUGUGUGGUGAUUACCGUCAACCAAAUCAAGCAUUGUUAAGGGAGAGACAUCCAAUCCCUACGGUUGAGGAAUUGAUCGAAGAUAUGUCAGGUGCAGUGGUAUUUUCAAAACUAGAUCUCAAAGCGGGGUAUCACCAAAUUGUCCUGGAAAAGAAUUCGCGCAACUUAACCACUUUUUGUACACACAAGGGACUGUUCCGUUACAAACGUCUGCCGUUUGGUUUGUCGUGUGCUUCGGAAGUAUUCCAGAAUGCAAUACAGCAAGCGCUCCAGGGACUAAAUGGGGUAAGAAAUAUCGCGGACGAUAUUAUAGUCUGGGGAAAGUCUCAAAAAGAGCACGACAAAAAUUUAGAGGCGCUUUUACAACGGCUAGUUGUGAAAAAGCUUACAUUAAAUCUCGAAAAAUGUAAGUUUAAUCAACCAGGUCUCUGGUUCUACGGCUAUAUUCUGUCAAAGGACGGACUCUCGGCUGAUCCCAAGAAAGUCGAGGCAAUCAAGAAUUUCAAAACACCAACAGAUGUGAGUCAGCUUCGUAGUUUUUUGGGCCUUGCCAACUACUGUGCACGGUUCAUCAAGGACUUCUCCACUCUCACCGCUCCACUACGUGAAUUAACAACGAAGUCAGCCAAGUGGUGUUGGUCAAAUGUCCAUGAACAAGCCUUCUCUAAAGUUAAACAAGCUAUUGCUUCGGACUGUACAAUGGCAUUCUAUGAUCCAAAUCGACCUACUACCCUGACUGUCGACGCUAGUCCAGUUGGCCUCGGCGCAGUCUUAUCGCAAACUCAAGUGAACGGUCAGGAACGUUGCAUUGCCUAUGCAAGUCGGUCAUUAAGUCCAGUAGAAACUCGUUACUCGCAGACGGAAAAAGAAGCACUGGCUGCAGUGUGGGGUUGCGAGCGUUUUCACCUGUAUCUCGUGGGUACUCAGUUUGACCUCAUCACCGACCACAAGCCACUCGAGAUUAUUUACAGUCCCAAGUCAAAACCACCUCUUCGAAUAGAAAGAUGGCUCUUACGAUUACAGCAAUACAAGUUCAACAUCAAGUAUCGCCCGGGAAGCGGCAAUCCUGCUGAUGUUUUGUCCAGACAGCCUUUGUUUACAAAUUACAAGUCAAGCACCAUUGCUGAGGAGUACAUAAACUUUGUACAAGAUCACUCCAUUCCGAAGUCGUUAACACUCGAAGAGAUUCGUAUUGCCACUGCGGAAGACCCAGAACUGCAAAACGUUAUUUCAAAGGUAAAAGGUGGACAUUGGAACAAAGCAGAACGCGACAUGACCUCGUAUUAUAACCAACGCGAGCAGUUAGCGUUGUCGGACUGUGAAAUAGUACUCCGAAAUUCCCAGAUCAUUAUUCCAAAAAGUCUCCAGGCUCGAGUGCUCGCUAUUGCACACGAAGGGCACCAGGGAAUAGUUAAGACAAAGAUGCUUCUACGUAGCAAGGUAUGGUGGCCGGGUAUUGAUAAUCAAGUUGAACGACUGGUCAAGCAAUGCUUACCCUGCCAAGCAGCAGUCCACCAAUCACCCAAAUGCCAACCGCCUCUCAAUAUGACGAAAUUACCGCCCCAUCCGUGGCAUACUGUACAUGCAGACUUCUGUGGUCCUUUUCCAAAUGGUGAUAAGUUAUUGGUCGUGAUUGAUGCACACUCCAGAUAUCCAGAAGUCGAGAUAAUGCAAAGUACAACGACCACGGCGGUUAUAACCAGAUUGCAACGAAUUUUUUCAAGGCAUGGGUAUCCGGAAGAGUUUACCUCCGAUAACGGUCCUCCAUUCAACGCAGCGGAGUUCACCAAUUACCUAAAUGAACAUGGAGUUCAUCAUCGCCGAAUUACACCUUACUGGCCCCAAGCCAACGGGGAAGCAGAGCGAUUUAUGAAAACCGUUACAAAAGCAAUCCGCACCGCCCAUUCUGAAGGAAGAAGAUGGCAAGAUGAGCUUGACACGUUUCUUCUCAACUACAGGUCAACUCCUCAUUCAACGACUCACACCAGUCCAGCAGAACUUCUGUUCAAUCGUGUGAUCAGGAAUAAGCUUCCUAGUUUUUCAUCACUCCAACCCAGCGAGGAUAGCGACCAACAACACGUCGUUUGUGAUAAAGAGGAAAAGAGGAAAAUGAAAAUGCAUGCUGACAGAAGAAACAAAGCAAAAGAAAGUCCAUUGAAAGUCGGUGACUAUGUUUUAGUAAAAACUCCAAAGGACAAUAAGUUGUCUCUGCCUUUUCAAUCCGAAACCAUACAAAGUAUAGAAAUCAAAGGUAAUAUGGUAACAGCUCGUAACGCUGAACAAAUGGUAACUCGGAAUGUUUCCUUUUUCAAACGUCUCAUUAAUUAUAAGAAUCCCAUUCUAACUGAUGAUGAAGAUGAUUCUGAUAAUGAUUAUGAGCAACAGGUCCAAGAAUUACCGAUCCAAGAAUUACCACCACGAGAACAAAGAUAUCCUUUGAGACAAAAUCGAAGACCACCGGACUAUUUUAGAUUCAACCGGUGA